UGUUUGUCUAUGGUGUAUUAAAAUGGCCGACUCCAGUGAUGUUCAAUCAGGAUUUUAUUUUCUUUGUUUACCAUAAAAAUAGAUUAUUCGUUUCAAUUUAUUGACGUUUAUGUGACAAAAUAAAAUGUUUAUAUGCAUAAAAACUUUGAACAUUGGUUUAUAUACGUACAAGUGUGUGAUUUGACAUAAAACUAGUGGAACCAGUCUCACCUUGUAAAGAGAAAAUGGGGAAUUGUUUCAGCAGCACUGGAGAGAAAGAUUCUAAAAGUAAGAACGAACGAGCAAACCCUCACGAGGAAGAUGCUCGACCAUUCCAGACGCCAGUGCCAACACCACCCCCUGAUCCAAUAAGAUCGACUGUGAAUCAAAGCACGGACACUAGCGAGGUGCCUCCCACCCGUAUAUUUGUCGCCUUGUAUGAUUACGAUGCUAGGACCGACGAAGACCUUAGUUUUAGAAAAGGCGAGCAUUUAGAAAUCCUAAAUGAUACUCAAGGAGAUUGGUGGCUAGCUAGGAGCAAGAAGACCAAACAAGAAGGCUACAUUCCGUCGAACUAUGUCGCUCGCCUGCAGUCCAUAGAAGCCGAACCAUGGUACUUCCGCAAAAUAAAACGAAUCGAAGCAGAGAAGAAGCUGCUUCUGCCAGAAAACGAACACGGCGCUUUCCUCAUACGAGACUCGGAGAGCCGCCACAACGACUUCUCGCUAUCAGUGCGAGAUGGCGACACCGUAAAGCAUUACCGCAUCAGACAACUGGACGAAGGCGGGUUCUUCAUCGCGCGGCGCACCACAUUCCGCACGCUGCAAGAGCUGGUGGAGCACUACAGCAAGGACGCCGACGGGCUCUGCGUCUCGCUCAGCAAGCCCUGCGUGCAGGUCGAAAAACCAGUCACCGAGGGUCUGUCGCACCGAACUCGCGACCAAUGGGAGAUCGACCGUUCCUCGCUGAAGUUCGUGAGGAAACUGGGCCAUGGUCAGUUCGGAGAGGUGUGGGAGGGGUCGUGGAACAACACCACGCCUGUGGCCAUCAAGACCCUCAAGUCUGGGACCAUGGACCCGAAGGACUUCCUCGCUGAAGCGCAGAUCAUGAAGAAACUCCGACACAACAAGCUGAUUCAGCUGUACGCUGUCUGCACCUUGGAGGAGCCAAUCUACAUCAUCACUGAACUCAUGAAGAACGGAUCUUUGCUGGACUACCUGCAAGGUAAUUUUUGUGCUGCGCAGUAUUUUUUCCAAUUCGUCACAGUCAGUAACAAUUGA
Ostrinia furnacalis (Asian corn borer) is the source of this 1259-nucleotide messenger RNA. RefSeq names its product Tyrosine-protein kinase Src42A. Gene Ontology annotation, molecular function: protein binding; ATP binding; protein tyrosine kinase activity. Bases 225 to 1259 code for a protein of 344 amino acids. The transcript is spliced from 4 exons. Gene Ontology annotation, biological process: protein phosphorylation. The record is from RefSeq and is a predicted model, not a curated record. NCBI's taxonomy places the organism in Eukaryota, Metazoa, Arthropoda, Insecta, Lepidoptera, Crambidae.